CACUCUUCAUCAUUCUUCUCUGUAUCCUCACGCCAGAGCACACUACACGCAUCUCGUCCUCAGUCGAUUUCUACAGCAAUGUCGCACGAAUACCCAGGCAUCAAUAUUGACCUGCGCUAUUAUAACAAUGAUGGACCUAUAUACCCUCUUGGUGCCCAUGGUAACUGCUUUGGCGCCGACUCGGAGCUUUUGCCUGUCCGCGAAGUAUUCAUGAUGGUAUUGAUGGACCGCUUGUCUGACAAAGUUGACUGGCACAAGAAGGUCUUCAACGAGGAGAUUGUGAGCAAAUGGCGGAAGGAGGCGCUGGAGCAACAUGAGGACAAGCUAUUCACACAAGUAGUUGAGGCCAGAGUUGGUGACAUCAAGGUUUCCAUGCCACGUGCACACAUCAUUUCAGCAGCUGCCUUUGACUACUGCAUCAAGGAGUUGAGGGAGAAAGCUGCCCACUUCGAGCGUACGGGCCUGAUCCCCACCCUCGAUUCUGAUGGCAAUACGAUUGUCAAGUCUGACACGAUUGUGACCCCGGAACUGCAGAAAGAGCUCCGCGCUGCAUUUGACCAGCUAAGGGCCGAUCAGGCGUCUGAUGUCGACUGGCAUCCACGCAGCGAUGAAAAGGUUCAGGACUUGGUUCACCCUUCCAUGUACCCCUUUAUCUAUGGAAAAUCGAACUUUUUCCAGGAAGAAGUUGUCGGGGUAUCCGACGCGAUCGAAUUGUGGGCUGGCAAGGGCGAACCUGCUCGGGCGGCACGCAAAAGAGAUUUACCUGAUCCUAACGUGUCAUAUGAUCAAGGAGGCAGUGGUAUCCCUUUUGAAUACUGGUCUGAUACGUAUCAAUGGCUGCCAGCGAACCUGGCUUUCCAAGAAGACGGGACUGUGAAGUUUACGAGCUACAUCAACAACCUCCAUCCAAAGAAAUAUCCUAGCAUCUACCGCACCAUAGAGAAGCUUAUUGACACGGCUAUUCCGGCAUGGGACCAGUUCCUGUCCGUACACGAUUAUAAACAAAAAACCCUCCCCCCAGUCGGGCGGCAAAAAUCGCGCUUCUCCGUGCCUGAUAGCGGCGAUGAUGAAGAUGAAGCAUUAUGGGAGCCAUAUAGUGCCGAAGUGCUAGCAGAGGAGAAUUAUGAGCUUACCGAAUCCGAUUGGGAGCAGAUUAGAGAGGAGAGACGGUACAAUAGCAGAGACGAAGAGCGCCAGUGGGGCGAAGAGAGGCCGGAGGACGCGGAAAGAGACGAGGAAGCCGACGAUGUUCGAGAUUUUAAAUGGAAACAGAUUCGUGAUCCAGUGCUCACCGAACCCGAUAGUGAGGAAAAAGUCAACUAUCUGUGCCAAGAGAGCAUUCGCCAAAAAUUCAAGGAGAGCGGGCUCCAAGUUAUUGUCAAGAUGGCUACCAUUGAGCUCACGCCUGAGAAGCCCGACUUCCCCAUGGGCGGCUGGCAUGUUGAAGGUCAAAUCAACGAGCGUAUCUGCGCCACAGCUCUGUUCUACCUUGACAGUGAGAACGUGACGCCCAGUCACCUGUCCUUCCGCAUGCAAACCACGUACGACCAAGACGAACUGCAGGGUAUUGCCGGCCAGAAUCAAUUCAACUGGCUCGAGCGUGUGUAUGGAACUCAGCUCAGCCAGUCAAGUGAUGGAGCGAGUUCCUGUCUCCAGCACUACGGAAGUGCCGAGACCCGACAGGGGCGUCUGCUUGCUUUCCCUAACGUGUUCCACCACAGGGUCUCCCCCUUCAAACUCCAAGACCCAACCAAGCCAGGCCACAGACGCUUCAUCGCGCUCUGGCUCGUCGACCCCCACCAACGCAUCAUUUCAACCGGCAACGUCCCACCACAGCAGCAAGACUGGUGGGCCGAGGCCGUUUUUGGCAACGGCGCAGACGCAAACACCGGCAACAUGCCGCCGGAGCUCUUGGAGCUGAUCGCGGAACGCGGCCCAGCUAAGAAGUCCCAGAAACAAGAAGGUGGCCAAACGGCGGACCGGAAGCUGCCGACUGAGAUUAUGGAGAUGGUGAGAGAGAAUGGGCUUGCGACGCAGGGGCUGAUGACGGUGGAGGAGGCGAGGCACCAUCGCGAGGAGCUGAUGAAUGUUAGGAGUCGGUUCCAUGAGAAGGCGGAGCAGGAGUGGGAGGGUGUCGAGUAUUUCUUCUGUGAGCACUAGGUGUGCUGAAUGACGGGCUUUGUGAGAUAUUGGAGGCUUGCUGGAAAGGUUUUCGGUAUUGUUUCUUCCAACACAGACUGUACUGAGGAAUAUGCAGAGAAAUAGUUACAUUGGAGGCUAUUCUUGCUAAUGCAUGUUCUAUCUAUAUUUUUGUUACAAGUUGACUAAAUCAAUGUGCUGAUACAGUCCGAGAGCGGUGACUUUUGGGGAGUGGACGUGAGGGGGAUGCCGGACCACAAUCCAGACAAGACAUCUAUAUAUAAUAUCUAC
Pseudogymnoascus verrucosus is the source of this 2430-nucleotide messenger RNA. RefSeq lists its product as uncharacterized. NCBI's taxonomy places the organism in Eukaryota, Fungi, Ascomycota, Leotiomycetes, Thelebolales, Thelebolaceae. Bases 79 to 2160 code for a protein of 693 amino acids. The record is from RefSeq and is a predicted model, not a curated record. The transcript is spliced from 7 exons.